Molecule: messenger RNA, 1570 nt
Organism: Vigna umbellata (rice bean)
Lineage: Eukaryota; Viridiplantae; Streptophyta; Magnoliopsida; Fabales; Fabaceae
Source: RefSeq, a predicted model, not a curated record
UUCUCUUCUCUGUCUCCAUUUAUUAACACUUCAAACAUUGUCUGUCUCUCUCUAUCAUCUCUCUCUCUCUCUCUCCCAAUUCCCCAAAAUUUUUCCGUUUGCUUGAAUUUCUCUGUGAUUACCCAUUUCGUUGCUUCAACUAAGUCUUUCACAGUGAAACAAUAUAAUGCUCUUGCGGUGGGUGCGUGCUUCUUCCCUUUCACUCCACUCAAAUGCUUAGCUGACCAAACUCGUUGUUUCAACGUUUACUGUCUUUAAGGGAGAGAAAUGACGUUGUGUGAUCCAUGUAGCUGGUCUCAUCUAGUGGGAUGAGGCUUUGUUGUUGUGUGUUGAAGGUGUACUACAUUCUGCUUUGAAAAUGGGAGUUGAAAAAGAAGGGACGAAAGGUGGAGGAGGUUAUGUUGGUGGUUUUUUCCAGUUGUUUGACUGGACGUCGAAGUCCCGUAAGAAAUUAUUUGCGGCCAAGCCAGAUUUGCCUGAGACUUUAAAACAGGGAAGAAGAGUUGAUUACAAUGUGGCAAUGCCAAUGACACAGUCCUCCUAUCUGGUUGAUGAAGAUGAAAGUGGUGUUGGGGCAAGUCUAAGAGGAAGUUGUGAUCAUAGUUAUGCUUCAUCUGUUACAGAUGAUGAAACAUUUGGUACAAGGGCUCCUAGUGUUGUUGCCAGGCUUAUGGGAUUAGAUUCCUUGCCUUCUUCAAGUUUUUCUGAUCCUUAUGCUACCCCAUAUUUUGAUACCCGGUCCCUUCAAGAUGCUCAGUACUUCAAGAAAAAUUUUGGUCACCAGCAUGACUAUCAGACCCCAUGUUCUGGAAAGCUGGUUGAAAAGGUUGCGGGCUCAUCUAGGAGCUUCAUUGAGCCAAAGCCGCAAAAGGCCAUUACCAGGCCAAUUGAAAAGUUCCAAACAGAAGUGUUGCCUCCAAAAUCAGCUAAAUCAAUUCCUGUUACACACCAUAAACUUUUGUCCCCCAUCAAGAGUCCCAGCUUUGUUCCCACCAAUAAUGCUGCAUAUAUAAUGGAGGCUGCGGCAAGAAUUAUUGAGCCUGGUUCCCAAGCUGGUAACAGGGCUAAGACACCUCUGGUAGCUUCAUCAGCACCACUGAGAGUGAGAGAACUAAAAGAUAAGGUGGAGGCUUCACAAAAGGGACCUCUAAUUAGGCCAUCCUCCAUGACCUCUAGAACUCGAGAUCUAAAAGAGAAAAGAGAACUUUCUCAAAGAAUGGCCAGGCUUUCCGUAUCUUGUCAAAGAUCGGUCGAGUCAAAUGCUGCCAAGUAUCUCAAAGGACAAUCUUUAAACAGAAGCUGGAAUGGAUCUGUGGAUAUGUCCAUCAAAUCUCCUACACACGAGGAAGAAGUUUCUUCUCUGAAGAAUAAUAAGGGGAAGUCCAUUUCGCUUGCAAUCCAAGCAAAAGUGAAUGUUCAAAGAAGGGAAGGUUUGAGUGCGACUGGUGGAAGAAGUAUGACGGCCCAGAAAGAGAAUCCUGACUUGAAAUCCAACCAACCAAUGAAGGGAAGCGUGCAGAAAAAUUUUCACAAGAANCUUAUAUUUCUACUAAUUUUUCUCUACUUUUAA